This is a messenger RNA of Aureobasidium subglaciale EXF-2481, 1040 nucleotides long. RefSeq lists its product as uncharacterized. The transcript has a single exon. Lineage: Eukaryota; Fungi; Ascomycota; Dothideomycetes; Dothideales; Saccotheciaceae. The record is from RefSeq and is a predicted model, not a curated record. The coding region runs from base 438 to 599 and encodes 53 amino acids.
CCACCGUCUUUGAAAGAGCCUCACCCAACUCAGGAAGAUAUUCUGCUGUUUCUUGAUCGAGUUGAGGCUAUUCUCUAGCUGCUGAGGCAGUUAUUACGCUUCCAAACUAGCAGACCUCGCUUGUUGCCAAUCACUUGCCUGCCUCAGCAUAUGUCCGUUACCUAGUUGCCUAGCUGAUUGUACAAGCAGGAUUCUAGUGGGACAAAUGCCUACCUAUAUGAUAGCCGCGAAAGGGUCGAUGUACCAAGAGCACAACGAGCCAUGCAAAAUUUGUCAUCAGGGCUCGUCGAAGCUUCAACCAGAACAGUGUCUAAUUGAUCGUACUCAUUGCAGUCAAGUCGUCGGCUACAAAUUUGCCAUCCUCGGAGCCUCUGUGUUCCGAUAUGCAUCCCUUUACACCUGACACCUACUAUGUCAAUGGCAAAUUCAGGUACAAAAUGGCCUUUUGGGCUUAUCUGCGACUGCACGACGUGCAUCAUCGCAUCUGUUUUAUGCUGUUUUAUUCUGUCUCCAAAGGUCACAUCGCGCAGGUGCCGAUCUCGUACUUGGUUGUUGCAACCGCGUACUUCGUUACUGGAGUUCAAGGCAAGCUAUACUGAUAUAGGGGACAAUGUCGAUGUAUGUACUUGUUUUCAGCAUUCCACGGCAACUUGUGCGUCGCCAUGCCGACGAAGGGAAUGGAAUUAGAUAAGCUGUGACAUCGACAUUGCCUUUGUUUGCACAUUCGAUGCCAUCAGAUGGUUGUUAAGUAUAGUGUGCAACUGCUUACGGGACCCGCAUACGCUCCAUCCACUCCUUCACGUUUGGCAAUCGAUCCUUUGUUCUGUACUCCAUCACCUCAGCAAAAUAUAAACACAUUCUUUACCUGCCUAAUUUCUCAAGACACUUUUCCGGUCUUAGACCAAUUUUUCUGUCUUCGCUCGCGAGAGCUUGUACUUGUCAGAUCUACCAUCGUGUUCUCAGAAUGGACGCGUGCAAGUGACGGGAGCAUCAACUUUCACAACCUCAAAGUUCACUGAAGUCGCCCAAUACUUGACGCC